UCUAUGGUUUGAUAUUGUAAAAGAGGUUAUUUUAGCGGUUUCUGUUUUGUCAAAAUAUUGUUAUUUUGAUUAACCAGAAUGAGUUCCUUAUGUUGGGAAUCGCCUGAUGGUAAAAUAAAGAAAAAUGUUUUGAGUAUUGGAGCUAUGAAAUACAAACCUACCGAGGGCAGCAAAUGUAAACUACAGUUCACUGAUAGCAGUGAGAAUUUAUCUCACUUUUCAACUCUUACAAUAGGAGAUGUAGCUGAGAAUUUGGGGAGACUCUUAGAACUUUGUGUUACUACGAUGUUUGAAAAAGAAAAAUCAAAGUUCACUGUGAAUUUGAAUGAUAGGGUAUUAACCUUUACGUUGGAAAUGUUAGAGAUGGAAUUUGCAGGAUUUUUAUAUGAAUGGGAUGCAAAAAAGAAGUAUGACUAUGCACAGUUUCAAAAUACUCAGGGCAAAAAAUAUUUCAAAACAGGAAACAUAAAAGAAGCAGGUUUUCGAUUCAAUAAAGGACUGAAAAUUAUUUGUUCAAUCCCUAUCGAUGUUCAAUCUCCACCAGAGAUAAUUGAUACUCUUGCGACCCAGAGUUUAAAUGAAUUGAAGGCAAUCUUGUACAAUAAUUUAGCCUCUUGUUUUUUUCUUAAAGAACAGUGGACUUUAGUAAUUAGCUUAUGUGAUAAAGUUUUAAUGUAUGAUGAAAACAAUGUGAAAGCUCAUUAUAGAGCAGCAAUAUCUUAUAUGAAGGAUAAAGAUUUUGAGAAAGCAGAUAAACUCUUGAAGAAAGUCCUUGAACAAGAACCAAAUAAUAAAUCUGCCCUUGAGAAUCAUAAACUUGUUAAAAUGAAACUGAAUGAAGAUAAAAUUAAGGUCGAUAAUAUUGCGAGAAGAAUGAUUGGUGGUAUUUUGAAAGGCUGAGGCUGUGGAUUUUGAGUGUUCAAUUUCUUUAUGAUACAUUGUGAAAUUAUUGAAGUUGAAGAAGUUUUAUAAAACUAUUCAUUUUUUUUAAUGAUUUUUUUUUCUAAUAAAUUUUCUCUCUGUUUUACUUUCGG
Molecule: messenger RNA, 1034 nt
Organism: Harmonia axyridis
Lineage: Eukaryota; Metazoa; Arthropoda; Insecta; Coleoptera; Coccinellidae
Product: FK506-binding protein-like
Exons: 2
Coding region: 79-900 (273 amino acids)
Molecular function (GO): protein binding
Source: RefSeq, a predicted model, not a curated record